CGCGCACAUUCUCACUUUGUCUAUUUUCAAAAGAUCUACACAGAAGAAGACCGAUAAUCAACAGGCAGAGUUCUCCCAGAUGUCUGGAAAUGGAACAGCGCGCUUAUUUGCGCUCAUUAUGGCCUGCACAGUCUUUGCUGCUGUGUGUCCAGCUGGGCCUCCAGGUGCGACGUUUGCAGAUAACACUGCAUUCAGCACUAAGAAACUGAUGACGAAAUGCUACGACAUGGGAUGCCCUUUGCCUAAGAUGACUCUGCUGAAGACUAUCUUCAAUAACAGUAACCUGGUAGAAGGAGGCAGAACCGUUGACCAGUCCAGCAACAUCCUGUCCACCUUUCUCCAUAUCCUGGAUAUGGCCACUGGGGCUACAAACAAAAACCCACAGAGUCCACUCCCCGUGGGUACUGCAGAGACCAUGAUGUGGAACUGCAGUAACCUUCCAGCUGUUAUAAAGAUGAUGAAGAACUCCUCAGACCCAUCCUGCUGCUACAUGAAAGCUUUUGUGGCUGCUAUGUCCUGGUCCACUUUGACAGCACAGAGUGAAAAAUACUUUAACACCAGUGACUACAACACACUGCUGUGGGCUGCCAAACCUGUGUUGCAAGAAAUACCCUCAGCAAGAAUGAUGCUCCCUGCCAGAGUAGGCACGUUCAACAUGAGACCUAUGAUGAACAUGCUGCAAGAAGUGUACUCCUCCAUGACUGAGGAGCAAAGGGUUGAGGUGGUUAACUGGGCCAAAGAACAAGUUCUACAGAACAACUUCAGCUGCACAACAAGGCCAUCAUCUGGCCCAAAGUCAACGAUGUUGAAACCCUGCACAGCAGCUCUUAAGUGGCUGGAUUCUGACACGCUGACCAUGGUGGGGCCAUACAUCUUCAGCCUGAAGCCAGUUGAUGUAGAUUCCUCUCCAAAAGAAGCUCUGUGUGGAUUUUUCCUCUCAGGCCAGUUCAAGUCCAACAUGACGACCAAGAUGAACCCCAGCCUGGGCAGGAAGUUCCUUCAGAGAAUUCAAGAGUGCUCCAAAGUCUCUGAGAAUGUUGACAAGCUUGGCCCUCUGGCUUGUUAUUACGAUGUUACAAACUUGACUCCCAGCGUUAGCAAGAAACUCCUUUCUCAGCUACAGGACUGCGACGGCCUCACAGUCGCUAAGCUGAAGAAGGACCUCGUGAACAACGUAAUGACCGGUUCCAAUAAAACCCAAGAUCUGCGUGACCUUGGCAGGAGUGUCACUUUACUAUCACCCAAACAACUGUCAGAUCUCUCUGCAAAAAAUAUCAAAGAUAUUCUUCAGAACCUGGAACCCAGUGUGAAAUGGUCCAGGAGCCAACUGCGCAUUCUAGUCCACAAACAGCUGGGAGAGAAGAAGUGUGAUGAGUUGUCAGGUCAGCAGCUGAUGGAGCUUCAGUCAGUUGCAGCUGGUUUGCCAAACUGUGUUGUAAGGAAUGUGAAACCGCAGGAUAUCCUGAACAACACAGAAACCUUGAAGACCAUCUCAAAGCAAAUGAGGAAGGGGCAGCUGAAGGUCAUGCUGCAGGGGCUGGCUGAGAAAAUUCCUCCCUCAGAGCUGGUGCAGAAGUUGGCGGGCCCUUUGCUGCGCAGCGUUUCUCUUAAGAAUCUGGAAAAGGCAAACAUCACCUCUUUAGACCAAAUAGAGAAUAAAACCUGGAGUCUGCCACAGGCUGCCUAUUUGGCAAAGAAGAUGCAUGGCCUAAAGAAGCUCCAGUACAGGAGGUUGAAUUCAGUCCUCCAGGGUAUAACAUGCAAGAUGAUUGAUGAAGUUAAUGGCAGCUACAUACUGGAUAUGGCUGAGUCCAUAACGGAGAAUCCACAGUGGAUUUCCAAAGUCCAGGCACAAUGUGCUGCUCGAAAGUUUUUUAACACUUUGGAGAAAGAGAGGACAGAUUAUUUCAAGAAUAUCACUGUGCCAGAGCUGGAGAGGAUUCCCACUAUUCUACUGCUUCAUCUGCCGCCUUUAAAGGUGAAGGAUUUACCUGACUCUGUGUGCCAAGUCUUCCUCGACAAGCUGGAAACAGCCAACCUGACCUCCCUGCCUCCUCAAGCCCCAUCACGUCCCGCACUCACCGAAAGAGCUCUGCUUUGCCUGCCCAGUGGAAACAACAUCUCUGGAUUGACCAGUUUAGAUCUAUCAAGGCUUGGUCCACUCUUGUGUGAGCUGAAACCCCCCAUGCUGCGCUUCAUGGCCCCUGAAGUGUUGAAGUUCAGCCUCCAGGCCAUGGCUUCCUGCGAGCACAUUCCUCAGCCUCACAGGGCAGAUCUGAUCCAACUGGUCAGCCAGGUGUUUGGGAGUCCUUCUGAUUGGCCAGCUGAGACCAUGGAAUCACUGGGUCCCCUCAUUCUGUUGGAUGACAAUGCCACCUCCACUUUGCCAAAUAAACCUUGGAUGAAGGACGUUCUUGUUUUCCUGAAGCCGCGCCUUACUCAGAUUUCAGAUGUACUUAAAAAGAAGAUCUUUAAUUUUACCACCACUACCUCAAGCACAGCACGUAAAAGGAGAGCAGCCAGUGGUAAUACAUCCAGCAACAGUACAGAACCUACAGAAGCAGUUGUUGAAGAACUGGGACAGGACAACGUGUUCUGGACACCAGCGGCUCUGAAACUGAUGUCAAACAGCACAUUCCUGGCUACUGUAGAGAUACUCGGAUCGGUCCCUAAUUACAGCUCAGACCAGCUGGGAGCGCUCUAUAGAAAGGGAGUUGAGGUCUUUGGCCCCGUGCCAAGUAUGACUGAGAGUAUUAUCAUUCAGCUGGGGUGUAUUACUCAGAGCUUCUCCAACUCCGAGCUGGAAAUGCUUCCCUUGUCUCUGGAAAAUCUGGAUGAAAUCGCUGUCUGUGGCUGGAAGAAUUCACAGUUGCCUUCAGUCUGGAAGGGUGUUGCUAAAUAUAACAACCUGACAGCGGCGCUGCUGGGAUCUGCAGAGAUGGUUCAGCUGAGCCGGUUCAUUUGUGGUCUCAACUCCAGCGAGAUCGGUCAGCUCAGCGUGGGUGCCUUCAGCGAUGCCGUGGGCUCCAUGGAUGGUCUUCAGUGUCCUGUUGAGGUCUUACAGCAGCUGAAAAAUGUUGCUGUUUCUGCGUUUGGAGGUCCCGGCAACUGGACUGAGGCUCAGGUUUCUGACCUGGACAACAUUAUUGCCUGUUUGAAUCAAUCUGAAAUGGCCUCCCUGAGCCCUUCUGUCUUCCCAUUCAUCAGCAAGAGCUGCAUUUCCCAAAUUCCUCCUCAGAACUUUGCUGUUCUCUCUGUUGUUCAGCUGGAGGCUCUGGGUCCUGACAACGCCGCCAUGGUGACCAGUGAACAGCGAGCAGUGCUAACAGAGGAACAACUCAGCAUUCUUAAAAAGGCGACCACCGGCGGCCAGGAGGACCAGAAGCAGACCCAGGCUUUAGCAUCGGGAGCUCCUGUGUCAAGUCUGGAAGGAAUGUCCACCUUCAUCAAGCCUGUCCUGUUUCUCUUCAUUGGAUUCCUUCUGCUGUGAAUGGAUUCAUCACUUCCUGCUGCAAAGCCAGCUGGAACCUCACCAGGAGCAAUCCUCAGUCAGCACUUUUUCACUAUAUAUAUUUAUAUUUAUCUUCAUUGUACUUAAGCCUUAGAUUAUUUUACGCUGUGUUUAAAAUACUUUAUAAAAAUGACUUUGUAAACUGUGUAAGGUUUAUGGUUAAGCUUUAAACAUUUUAUCACAUGUAUAUUUUAAGAGAGCAUAUUUUAAUAGAAUGAAUGCUGUCUAGAAUGGAUCUAGAAGGACGGUCCACCUUCAUGAGGCCUGUUCUGUUUCUUAUUGGACGCAUCCUGCUGCCAAACCAAAGGACUUCGGUACCAUGUGAUUCUUCCAGACUGGUCCUGUUUGUAGCCAAGAUUUACAUCUUUUGACUCUGUGUGAUUGUAAGGGUGUGGUUACAGUGAAUUUUAUCGGAUUAGCUUUGAAUAUUUCAUUAAACAUUUAUUCAAGAGGGAGCAUAUUUUAUUAGAAUGGAAAGGAAUAUAUUGAUAAAAUACUGGAAGGCAAAGGAUAAAAUUCAAUAAAGAUCUGAGAAUUAUCUGAGCAAAAACAUUUGAGAAUAAAAGUUAAUUGAAGCCA
Girardinichthys multiradiatus is the source of this 4090-nucleotide messenger RNA. It is a transcript of the gene otoa, whose product is annotated as otoancorin. The record is from RefSeq and is a predicted model, not a curated record. Gene Ontology annotation, biological process: cell-matrix adhesion. The coding region runs from base 80 to 3490 and encodes 1136 amino acids. Gene Ontology annotation, cellular component: cell surface. Lineage: Eukaryota; Metazoa; Chordata; Actinopteri; Cyprinodontiformes; Goodeidae. The transcript has 29 exons.